AUGGAUAGAGAGACAGAAAUGAAAUCGUGUUCAAUUUCCGUCGCUGCAGCUAAUCGUCGAGAAAUAACGCGCAAGCUGGCGACUGAAAAGGUCCAUGUCUACCACGAGAGGCAAAAACUGCAGUUUUGCCUCUUACACUCCCUUAACAAUCUCUUCCAGCAAAAAGAAGCUUUUACUAGAGCAAGCUUGAAUUCUAUUGCGGAGAAACUUGUUCAUGACGAUCCUACCAAGGAAAGCUGGACACCAUUAGCUUUACUCUCGAGGCCUCAUCACAACACAAUCACUGGGAAUUAUGAUAUAAAUGUCCUGAUGGUCGCACUUGAAGGGAAAGGGAAGAGUGUAGUUUGGCAUGAUCGUCGCAAUGGAGCUUCUUCAAUUGAUCUUGAUGGGCCAGAGAAUAAUUUGAUGGGUAUUGUUCUUAAUAUUCCGGUCAAAAGGUAUGCUGGGCUUUGGAGAAGUAGGCAUUGGAUUGCACUGAGAAGGAUUGAUGGGGUUUGGUAUAAUUUGGACAGUGACCUUGGUGCUCCUCAAUCUUUCAAAGACAGUGAAGAAGUUAGGGGAUUCUUAAAUUACAUCAUUGAUCAUGGAGGUGAGAUUCUACUUGUCAUGAAUAUUACGCAGUGAGCUAUUGAAGAACUCCCAUUGUAUGUUUAAUGUUUAUACCAAAAUCUUUCUGUACUUGUACUUGAAUUACACUUUGGUGGUACUUAAACUUGUUUUGUUCAAAUGAAACCAAAAAAUGCUGCUAGGCCUAGGGUUUUUAUCAUGUAGCAAACUGUUGCAAGAGAUCAAUAUUGCUGCUGUUUGCUAGAAAAUUUUGAAAAGAUGUUCAUCCUUGAGGUUUGAGACGCUCUGGAACUGGCAGUAAAAUAAUUGUUCAAGGAGUAGAUGGUCAAUGAUAGUAAAAUAAGAUGUUUUGGAUGUCUCUUAUGUUAUCCUUUCAAUCUCUGUAAGGGGUUGUUUGACGUACGUACAAAUUAAUCCCAUAUAUAUAGUAUACACAUAUAUGUAAUUAUGUAUAUUUUCUCUUUUCUUUUUUCUGUUCAA
Molecule: messenger RNA, 1047 nt
Organism: Tripterygium wilfordii
Lineage: Eukaryota; Viridiplantae; Streptophyta; Magnoliopsida; Celastrales; Celastraceae
Product: josephin-like protein
Exons: 4
Coding region: 1-624 (207 amino acids)
Biological process (GO): protein deubiquitination
Molecular function (GO): cysteine-type deubiquitinase activity
Source: RefSeq, a predicted model, not a curated record